ACGUUGUCGAAGACAAGACCGUCUCCGAUUCCCGAAAAGAUGCAAUUAGUUUUGUAUCAGUGCGCGUCACUCUCCGCCUACCAGAUUUCAUGGAUAUUUUAGGCUACUCGAUCGAUCUCCAAGUCUUGUAGCUUUCCAGUGUAAUAUUGAGGAACAAUUAUUGCGGUAUGGCGCUUGAUCUGGAUUCCUUGUCGGAGGCGACAUCAGGUGCGAUUGGAGCUCUGGUUAGCACCACCACAUUGUACCCUCUCGAUACCUGUAAGACUAAAUAUCAAGCUGAAGCUAGAGCUCACCAUCAACAAAGAUACAGGAACAUUUCUGAUGUUCUAUGGGAGGCAAUUUCUACCCGCCAGGUUCUUUCACUGUAUCAGGGCCUUGGGACGAAGAAUCUACAGUCUUUUAUUUCUCAAUUUGUUUAUUUCUAUGGAUACAGUCUCUUUAAGAGGCUAUAUAUGGAGAAAAGUGGAAACAAAACUAUUGGAACAAAAGCUAACUUAAUUAUUGGUGCCGCUGCUGGGGCCUGUACUGUCAUAGUAACACAGCCCCUGGAUACAGCAUCCUCAAAGAUGCAGACAAGUGAUUUUGGGAAAUCUAAAGGACUUUGGAGCUCUCUUUCUGAGGGUACUUGGAGUGAGGCAUUUGAUGGACUUAGCAUAUCUCUUCUUCUGACAUCAAACCCUGCUAUCCAGUACACAGUGUUUGAUCAGUUGAAACGUAGACUGUUGGAGAAGCGCCUUAGCGGGAAAUCAGGUGUGGACUCAUCUCCAGAAGCUCUUUCCGCGCUCUCUGCUUUCAUGUUGGGUGCAGUUUCAAAGUGUAUCGCCACCUGUUUGACUUAUCCAGCUAUCAGAUGCAAGGUCAUGCUUCAGGCUGCAGAAUCGGAUGAGAAUGGGACCAAUGUUGCCCAACAGAAGACGAAGAAGACUAUUCCAGGUGUACUCUAUGCCAUUUGGAAAAGAGAAGGCCUGUUGGGUUUCUUCAAAGGAUUACGGGCACAGAUCCUGAAGACUGUUCUGAGCUCUGCAUUGCUGUUGAUGAUAAAAGAAAAGGUUACAAAGACCACAUGGGUCCUAAUGCUUGCGCUAAGGAGGUAUCUGUUAGUCAGUCGUCCCAGUUUAAAGAGUGCUUGAUGACGAUGAGGAAUGAACGCAUGGAAGUUGGAACAGUUGUACAGAAAGUGGCUCGAUCUGAUUUGUUAUAGAUCUCAUGGAUGCAGUAAACAUCGAUGGACGAUCAAGGUCAGGCUCCUCGUCUUCAGUAGAAAACUUUAUUUGUUGCUAUGGUUUUUUUUUUUCCUUUCCGUCUUAUACAUUGUUAAUGUUCAAUAAUUAAGAAUUCAUUGUAGCUGGUUAGUCUGGUUUGAGAGAAAUAAUAAGAUCUUAAACUCUAAGGAAACUUCUGUUGAUUA
Molecule: messenger RNA, 1408 nt
Organism: Tripterygium wilfordii
Lineage: Eukaryota; Viridiplantae; Streptophyta; Magnoliopsida; Celastrales; Celastraceae
Product: peroxisomal adenine nucleotide carrier 1-like
Exons: 5
Coding region: 168-1130 (320 amino acids)
Biological process (GO): fatty acid beta-oxidation; peroxisome organization; ATP transport
Cellular component (GO): peroxisomal membrane
Molecular function (GO): ATP transmembrane transporter activity; ADP transmembrane transporter activity
Source: RefSeq, a predicted model, not a curated record